Anolis carolinensis (green anole) is the source of this 4391-nucleotide messenger RNA. It is a transcript of the gene csnk1g3, whose product is annotated as casein kinase 1 gamma 3. The transcript has 15 exons. NCBI's taxonomy places the organism in Eukaryota, Metazoa, Chordata, Lepidosauria, Squamata, Anolidae. Gene Ontology annotation, molecular function: ATP binding; protein serine/threonine kinase activity. Bases 749 to 2119 code for a protein of 456 amino acids. The record is from RefSeq and is a predicted model, not a curated record. Gene Ontology annotation, biological process: peptidyl-serine phosphorylation; positive regulation of canonical Wnt signaling pathway; signal transduction. Gene Ontology annotation, cellular component: nucleus; cytoplasm; plasma membrane.
AGGAGGCGGGGCUUGGAGGGAGGGAGGGAGCGCGAGCGAGGGCGCGAGCCAGGCAGUUCCGCCUGGGUCUUACCGCCGCUGAGGCGAGCCACUUCCGCUCUCCUUCUGUCUAUCCAUCCGUCCGGCGCAGAAGGGAGAAGGAGAGCGCCGGCGAGGAGGACGCUCUCACUCCGGGCUCGCCUCCCUCUCUCCCGGCCUUCUUUCCCUCCCUUCUUCCCUGCGCCUGCCGGAGACUCCUCCUCUUCCCUCUCCUCAGCAGCGCCACCUCCUUCCUUCCAUCCCUCCCUCCCUGCUUUCCUUCUUCCUUCUCCCGGUUCCCCCUGCCCUCAGAGAUACCCACAGGCACCUGCUUCCCUGCCUCGUCUCCUCGAGGAGAGUCGGGCAAGGCCUCGGAGAAGCAGCGGCCUCCUCUUCCUGCCAAGAAUGUUACUUACAUAUGAAAUACUGUGUGGAUUGUCAUGGGGGGGAAAGCUGUGAAUGCUGGAGCAUUUUCUUGGAAGAACAUGAAAUACCAAUAAAUGGUGCUAAUAGAAGACCACCUGAAAUAUUUCGGUUUAACAACUAUCAAGGAAAAAUACUUUGCGAAUGGGAUGAAUACGCAAGUGGUGACUGCCUGCAGCAGCUUCCUAAAUCACAGUAAAUAGCUGGAGCACAUAACUAGUGAUGUUUCCAUUUCUACAUUACCCCAUUUGAGAUUCCUUGUCUUGACUGGGGAAAGACGUUCAAAGUGGAGUACCAUAAACUUGAUAUGGAAAGCAAAAAGAAAGACAAGGACAAAACGGAUGAUAGAAUGGCAAGGCCUAGCGGACGAUCAAGUCACAAUCCACGAGGCAGCAGCUCAUCAAAUUCUGGAGUUUUAAUGGUUGGACCUAAUUUCAGAGUUGGUAAAAAAAUAGGUUGUGGCAAUUUUGGAGAGCUACGAUUAGGAAAAAAUUUGUAUACAAAUGAAUAUGUGGCAAUUAAGCUGGAGCCAAUGAAAUCAAGAGCACCACAGCUGCACUUGGAGUACAGAUUCUACAAGCAAUUAGGAUCUGGAGAUGGAAUACCUCAGGUUUACUAUUUUGGCCCUUGUGGCAAAUAUAAUGCCAUGGUGCUGGAACUACUGGGACCUAGUUUGGAAGACUUAUUUGACUUGUGUGAUAGGACUUUUUCUCUGAAAACUGUUCUUAUGAUAGCCAUACAGUUGAUUUCUCGAAUGGAAUAUGUUCAUUCAAAGAACUUAAUAUACAGAGAUGUAAAGCCCGAAAACUUCUUAAUAGGACGACCAGGAAACAAAACUCAACAAAUUAUUCAUAUAAUAGAUUUUGGUUUGGCAAAAGAAUAUAUAGACCCAGAGACAAAGAAGCACAUACCAUACCGAGAACACAAAAGCCUUACAGGAACUGCUAGAUAUAUGAGUAUAAAUACACAUUUAGGAAAAGAACAAAGCAGAAGAGAUGAUUUGGAAGCUUUAGGUCAUAUGUUCAUGUAUUUUUUAAGAGGCAGCCUUCCAUGGCAAGGCUUAAAGGCUGAUACAUUGAAAGAACGAUAUCAAAAAAUUGGAGACACAAAGAGAGCAACUCCCAUAGAAGUACUGUGUGAAAACUUUCCUGAAGAAAUGGCUACAUAUCUUCGCUAUGUGAGAAGACUAGAUUUUUUUGAAAAACCAGACUAUGACUACUUAAGAAAGCUCUUUACAGACUUAUUUGAUCGAAAGGGCUAUAUGUUUGAUUACGAAUAUGACUGGAUUGGUAAACAGCUGCCUACUCCAGUGGGUUCAAUCCAUUCAGAUCCUGCAAUAUCUUCCAACAGAGAAGCACAUCCGCACAGAGAUAAGAUGCAACAGUCUAAAAAUCAGUCGACAGACCACAGGGCAGCCUGGGACCCCCAUCAGGCCAAUCCCCAUCACUUGAGAGCUCACCUAGCAGCAGACAGACAUGGUGGCUCGGUACAGGUUGUUAGUUCAACAAAUGGCGAACUUAACACUGAUGAUCCUACUGCAGGCCGUUCAAAUGCACCUAUCACAGCGCCUGCGGAAGUAGAAGUAAUGGAUGAAACCAACUGCCAGAAAGUAUUGAACAUGUGGUGCUGCUGUUUUUUCAAGCGAAGGAAAAGGAAAACCAUUCAGCGUCACAAAUGACUUUGGAAGACAGCAGAUCAUGGGGAAUUACUUACUUGCUCAUCUGCUAUAUUGUGAUUAGUCAUCUCUAGUGACCACAUGUUUUUCUGACACCUCUCUUUCAAAGAAGGUCCUCAUACUUGCUUUGAUUUGGCGGUUCAGCAUACUUUUAUUUGGAUCAUCUCUCCUGGAAGCUUUAACACAUGAGUACUUCUUUGAUCACUAAGUUCCUGGACCAAUAUGGGAAAAAAUGCUGCUCUUUCCUCAGUAAAACAAAAACUGUCCUAGAAAACAUUAGCAGAGAUUGGAUGAAGACCAGAUAUUUCAUAAACCUGGCAUGUGCUGCGGUUUCUGUGAUGCCAUGUUGAAAUCAGUUUAUUUUUAGAGAACAGUCAAAAUAAGAAGAGUUACUCAAGCGUUUAAAAUAUAUCUUGCUUUAAGAUUUUGUCAAUACUGGCAUUGAUUUCCCCAUACCAUUUCUUUGAUGGUACAAUGUUUACAAGUGCCACCAUUAAAUCUUUUCAGAAAUAUGGUACAGUCACUGCUUGGUGGUACUAAAACAAGAAGCAAGGUGAGGUGGUAUCUGAGGGUUGAAGGCCAAAUGCUGUGCUUUCUAGGUGAGGAGGUGAAUCAUCAUCAGUAAAAUCUGAGUUUCAAAAUCAGCUUUUGUUGUGCCUCUAAAUAAGAUGCAGUGUAGUAGAAGUGGCAAUAGUGCUUGUACAGGAAUACAAAAUGUUUGUAUAAUGCAGGCUUGCUUCUAGUUAUGUAUGACACCAAUGUUGAAUUUCAACAGAAAGUUCUUUAGCAUUUCUAAAACCACACUACAAAACAAUAACUGUGAACAGGGAUCAAUAGAUUAGGAAAUCUGGAAUUUUUUUUCAUUAAUGCUAGUGGUGAAUGACAGCUUUAAACAAUGAAGGUAUGGAUGUGCCAUGGAACAAAUGUAGGUAGGUCUGCUUGUAAAUUGAUAUAAACAAAGAAAUGAAAAUGAUUGGAUAUAAUGCUGCCUUCAAUGAAUGCUGGCUUGUAGUUCCUAAUCACUUGCUGUGGGUUUUUGGAACUUUCUUUCACUUUGGUGAAAUUUUACAACACUAAGAUACAACUGAUAGGUUUGGUCAGGUACUUUCCCCAUAGUUCCUUGAAGUGCCUGUAUUGUGAACAAUUAAACUGUUCAAUAGAAAAGGCAGCACUUUCCUUUUUCUCUUUCUUUUGCCCUCUAUCUGAUUGCUUCAUUUAAAGCCAUAAUGACAGAGGUGUACUAUUGUCAUGUUUAGCUGCCAGUACCAUGAUGAGCUGGAGUGAAAGAAAGAAAAUGGCUAGGCAGAUUUGUUGACCAAAACUCAAAUUGUGUAUGACUUCUUUUAAAAAGAGCCUCCUAGACCUAACUUUUAAUAACUUUUGUCUAUCAGUGCAUGCCUUUUGGCAUACUUAUUUAUUUUUAAUAUCUUGUAGUAACAUUCAAAAUGUGUAUGAAAAUGGAUAAAUGCACACCUUUUGAAAUCAUUAUUGCAUUUCCAGGGAAUUAUUUUGUAAUUUAUUUUUUUUGUUAACAGCCAAAAGUACAGUGCAUUGUUUUUGAAUUAAGUGCACAUAUGAACACAUUGCGCAAAUCUGGUCGUUGCUAAUCACUAUUGCUGUUAAUUACUUUCGCAAACCUUUCCUCUAAAAGCUUGAACCUGGCCUAUAAAAAGAGAGACUAUAUGACUUGGUCUAAAGUUUUCACUCUGCCUGUUUGUAUUAUUGAUAAUGUCUUAAAUUCUCAAGGAAACUGGUCAUUUUUAUUUGAGCUGAGAAAGUAGGUGGUUAGCUUGGCCAUCCUAAUGUGAACACUUUAUUGUAGUGUUUGACCAAAUUUGUAAAUACAUGCAGUAUCUUUCUUAUCAUACACCUCUUCAGUUUCAUUCUCAAGGUUUUCUUUGGCCUGUACAGUGUUUAUAUGAUCUGAAUUCCUUACACAUAACAGUGUGUAUAUUAAUCCAGUUAUGGACUUGAAGAUUAAAAACUAUAAAACCUGUUUGUUUACUGCAAAGACCAGAAUCUAGACAUUGCUGUUCAGCAAUAUUUUAAGUGCUCCAUUUUAUUGCUAAGGAAGAACUGUCCUCAUCACACUCAGCUGGUCAGUAGUAAGUUAUGCAGUUGCGUUCAGGUUAAACCAACAAUGUUUGCAUUUAUAUGCUUUUUCUCCCUCUAAACUAAUAAAAUCAACGUUGCCUGAAUGUCUGAAUAAUAAACCACAUCCCUGUUUAAAAAUAUGUAAUGGAUGAAGAAGAAAAAAUAAAGGUAGUUUUUUUUA